AACGAAGGCCGUCGAGAUAGUACUGUUGUGAUGCCAGUGCCUCAAAUGAAUGGAUCAAGUCGUCGAGGUUCAGGCCUAGGCAGUGGCUUGAUGAUGGCUCCGGCAGCCAGCGGACGUAUGGCGGACAUGGGAAGACCCCAGUCAAUGUCAAGUAUGGCAGGCGAUCGCCGAGACGUCUCACCGUCGAGGAGGACUCUCGACUACAACAACCGUCAACACUCGCAUCGAGGUGGAGGUAGUGCAAUGGAUCGACCGUUGAGGCAACAACUAUCAUCAGAUCGAGGCGAUCGUCUUGGCGAUGCUGACAGGAUUCCACCGCCGGAAGACGACCGUCGUCGAAUGAGCGCAUCAUCGGCAUCGAAGAAUCUGGACGAACGACGUUAUCGAAGCGAUGCUGCUUCGUCGUCGUUUGACACAAGGGAUCGUGAUACACGCAGGUACCCGGAUGAGGAAAGGCGAGAUGAUCGUUAUCGUGAGCCAUCACCACGAUCGUCGAUGAGUCGAAGGGAGGAUAUCGAUGAUAGGCAAGUCUUUUUUGUAUAUUCGGAUCGAGACUAUGAAGAUCGCAUGGAUAGAAGGCGAAAUACUUCGGCCGAACGGGCGGAUCGCCACGAUAGAGGUGCUCGUUCGUCGACAGCCGUCAGGUCCUCAUCAAGGUCUGGUGAACUGCGACGUUCUCGUUCCAUUCGUGAAUCUGAUCAAAGACGAUUUGAGGAGCGUGUUCAUGCUGUGCCUCCGUCUACGACGUUACCUGCAAGUACUAUGCAUACGAAUCGCUUGAAAAAGUCGAGAUUAGCGAGGCAACACCGUUCAAUGUCAUCGUCUGAAGACGAGAUGCCAUCGACUUCAGAUGGCCAUAGCGGUGAGGAGUUGGUUCCAAGAGCCGAUGUUGGAAUAAGCUCAGAGAAGGAUAUAUUGCGCUAUAUAUACGGGUCUACGAAACUGCGCAACGGCAGAAAAGCUUUUAGUGUUAAUGAUUUGCCAACUUCAAAAGAGCAAGAAUUGCUGAAACAACGUGCGAUUUGCAUUCGGCAACUGAACGAACGUUCAACUGAAUUCUUUCUAAUUGGUGAAUUUAACUAA
Molecule: messenger RNA, 1083 nt
Organism: Anisakis simplex (herring worm)
Lineage: Eukaryota; Metazoa; Nematoda; Chromadorea; Rhabditida; Anisakidae
Source: the annotation of a GenBank genome assembly